Molecule: messenger RNA, 1659 nt
Organism: Aphanomyces astaci
Lineage: Eukaryota; Oomycota; Saprolegniomycetes; Saprolegniales; Verrucalvaceae
Exons: 7
Coding region: 30-1067 (345 amino acids)
Biological process (GO): carbohydrate metabolic process
Molecular function (GO): hydrolase activity, hydrolyzing O-glycosyl compounds
Source: RefSeq, a predicted model, not a curated record
CUGAAGUUGCAUGCAUUGCGCGAUUUGUCAUGGCAUUGGCACCGACGGUGGUUACUAGUUUGCAGAGGAAACACAAUACCGAGUUCUUGGACGAGCCCAUGCGAACGGGUCCCAGGGCCGGCUCAUUGGACACCGACGAUGCCAGCAUGUCCUCCACCAAUGUGGAAAAACAGGAAUCGUUUGUGCAUACCUUUCGCCACUGCUGGCCGUUGCUCUUUGCCCUACUCUUCCUGGGUGGCACCUCCUUUGGCGUGGCCGCGAUGGUCAAAACUUUCGAGAUCGAUCCUAUCUACGGUAACUGGACCAUGGCUCAAUACAGGCAAGACGCGACGCUCGGCGAAGGCUGCCGAGCCGUGGACCACGAAGUGCCGUGGCGGGAAUUGAAGCGAAAGUUGCUGCGAUGUCGCCGAGGCCAGUACUACGACCCGUUGCACAACGAUUGCGCCGAGUGCCCCGCCGACUCGCCCGACGACAAGGUGUUUGCCGUGUUCUGGGAGACCCAAAGCAAUUGCCAAAAUCUCGUGGGCAACCCCCACACUCGAUUCUUGACGCACAUCAUGUGGUCGUUCGUGGAGCCGGGGGAGGAUGGCACCGUGCCCUCGGAGUUUCAAUACUGGAGCCAGGAGCACAUCAAGGACUGCAUCUUGCAGUUGCGCAUGCGGUGCAUCAAAAACAUGGUGGCCAUCGGCGGGGCGACGGCUCGAGAGCGAUUUCUUGAACUCAAAGAUCCCGCCAACCUCGAGCGGUUCAAACACUCGUCCAUGAAAGUGGUCCAGGAAUUUGGAUUUGACGGGAUCGACAUCGACGACGAAACCGGCAACAUGAAGGGAACCCAUCAAGAUUGGCUCACACAUCAUGGCCCUGUGGUGGUCAACUACCUGCAAGCGUUAAGAGAUGGUGUGUAUUCCAUGCCGGCUAUUCGAAUAACGUUGACAUAUUGUAGGGCUGGAUGCCAUACAACGCCCGGACGAGCCGCGGUACCUGCUGACAUGGGACGAGUUUCCUCAUUCGUGGGACCCUCCCGACCCCACCAACGAGCUAUACACUGGCUGCAUCUCCUUUCAUAAAGACUACGAUGGAUGGCAUCGCUGCUACGAGCCGCGCAUCUCGGCCCUUGUGGACAUGGUCAACGUUAUGUUUUACAACAUGGACAGCGGCGAUGUAAGAAUAGCUUCAGUGCUGUUGUAGCGAUGUGUUGACUCACUUGUGGACUAUUUGUAGUGGGUGUAUGAACUCGUGUUGAAGGAGACGCUGCCCGUCAAGGCCGCCGCCGUGAUUCCCAAGAACAAGAUCGUCGUCGGCGCGUGCUCGGGCCAGGGGUGUGUGUCGGAGCAGCCGAUUGGCCAAGAAGUGUACAAUGCUGGCAAUGGCUCGGCCUUCUAUCGAGGCACCAUGUUGUGGAGUGCCACGAUUGACAUUUUGCUCGAAAACUCGUCGAGCAUCAGUCGCAUGGGUCGAGCAGGCAAUUACGGCGUCAAGAUGCCGUUUCGCGGAAAGUUCACUUAAUCGAUUGAGCCGUUCCAUGAUGUGUUUAGGGUGCGUCGUGCUUUUCAGUCAAAUUUGCCUAUUUUGGGGGAUUGAUGAAAUCGCCAACUAAUCGAGCAAAGGAGUAUGAUUGGCUAUAAAGAAUGAAGGCUGAAAUAUGAUUUGCUGAAAAUA